This is a messenger RNA of Mollisia scopiformis, 594 nucleotides long. RefSeq lists its product as uncharacterized. The record is from RefSeq and is a predicted model, not a curated record. The coding region runs from base 1 to 594 and encodes 197 amino acids. NCBI's taxonomy places the organism in Eukaryota, Fungi, Ascomycota, Leotiomycetes, Helotiales, Mollisiaceae. The transcript has 4 exons.
AUGUCCAAAUUGCAUACGCCUUCGAUUUUCCUACAAAAUCUCUGUCAAGACCCAAAUCGCAAUUCGACUACCACCGACAUCAGAAAUACUGACUUAUCACCAAGUCCAAUUAUUACCAUAGCAAAGCGCAACCCAGAUAUCAAGAUGACCACCGUCUUCUGGGAUGGCUGUUGCGCUUUUCCACCUCCCGAGGAGCAGCAGGUCGCCAACAGAAUAGUGGCAACAGCAGCAAUUGUCCAUGGCUUUGAGUGGGCAGGUAUCAUUUGUGGCUUUCACACAACUAUAAGGGAAGGAUACACCGCCGAAGAACACAUCACGGUCAAAUAUCACAAUGGCCCCUGGGAUCGUGAUGAUUGGUAUCACGAGGGUAUUAUCGGUCAUGUCUACACUAGCAAUAGAAACGAGAUCAUACGCUCCGAGAUCUAUUACACCAAUCCAGAUCGGACUAUGCGGUCUCACAUCACGUUUUGGUGCACAGGAAUAGAAGAGGAAGAGGGAGAGGAAUUGAGCAUUGUUAACUUUGAGUAUCAAGGUGCACGAAAGGUGCUGGAUUGGAUUGAUGUUUGGUGCGCGGUUGAGACUCGGAUUUGGUGA